AUGGUAAAUCCAGUUUCACGAAGAUUACUUAAAGAACUCAAAGACUAUCAAAAAGAGCUUAAUCCAGAUCUUGUUGAAUUAUCUCCAAUACAAGAAGACAAUAUUUUAAUCUGGAAGGCAGUCUUGCGGGGAGAAGCCGAUACUCCCUAUGAAGGCGGACAAUGGACCUUGCGUAUAGAGAUACCAAAAAAUUAUCCUAUUCAACCGCCUAAAAUGAAAUUUUUGACCAAGAUCUGUCAUCCAAAUAUAUCUUUCAAGACAGGUGAAAUCUGUUUAGACAUUCUGAAAGCCGCAUGGAGUCCUGCAUGGACUUUGCAAUCUGCGUGUAUGGCGAUUAGAUUGUUGCUAUCAAAUCCAGAACCCACCAGUCCAUUAAAUUGUGACGCUGCGAAUUUGCUUCGUUGCGGGGACUUUAUGGGUUAUGAAUCCUUGGUCAGGAUGUACACGCAACUUUACGCCAUGCCUCAAAUUGACAAUGAAGGGAGCACUUAA
This is a messenger RNA of Cetraspora pellucida, 492 nucleotides long. NCBI's taxonomy places the organism in Eukaryota, Fungi, Glomeromycota, Glomeromycetes, Diversisporales, Gigasporaceae. The record is from the annotation of a GenBank genome assembly.